Molecule: messenger RNA, 373 nt
Organism: Tilletiopsis washingtonensis
Lineage: Eukaryota; Fungi; Basidiomycota; Exobasidiomycetes; Entylomatales
Exons: 3
Biological process (GO): endoplasmic reticulum to Golgi vesicle-mediated transport; retrograde vesicle-mediated transport, Golgi to endoplasmic reticulum
Cellular component (GO): COPII-coated ER to Golgi transport vesicle; endoplasmic reticulum; endoplasmic reticulum membrane
Source: RefSeq, a predicted model, not a curated record
AUGGGCAAGAAUGGCGCCUUUGCCUCCCUGCGCGGCCUGGAUGCAUUCGGCAAGACUCUCGACCCCUACAGGGUCCGCACCACCUCGGGUGCCCUGCUCUCGCUCGCCUCGCUCUUUCUCAUCCUCACGCUCACGCUGGCCGAGUUUGCCUCGUACCGCCGCAUCGCAGAGGACGUGGCGCUUGAGGUAGACCGCAGCAGAGGCGAGAAGCUGGCGGUGAAGAUCGACGUUACUUUCCCCCGGGUGCCUUGCUAUCUGCUCUCGCUCGACAUCAUGGACAUUUCGGGCGAGCAUCAGGAUGACGUGCAUGCCGAGGUCUCGCGCAACCGCAUCGACGCGAUGGGCAAGAGGAUUGAUGGGAAACAGAGCGCUG